Molecule: messenger RNA, 252 nt
Organism: Penicillium taxi
Lineage: Eukaryota; Fungi; Ascomycota; Eurotiomycetes; Eurotiales; Aspergillaceae
Exons: 2
Coding region: 1-252 (83 amino acids)
Source: RefSeq, a predicted model, not a curated record
AUGUCUACCGCCCAGUCUAAGGACACCAGCCAGCCCGAGGACACUACUGAGUCUAAAGUCACCACCAAGCUUGCUAAGCCGGAUGAGAACUCGGUGGAAUCCCGAAUGGCUUGGGUAGAUAGUUUGACAGAUGAGGAGUAUAUGCCCCAAGCUGGUAAGGAUUGCUCCUCCGAACGGGCUUACCAAGUCCUCCACCAGAUGAUAUUUGGCCCCGGCUCUGAAGAUGACGAUGAAGACAAAGAUGAAGAAUAG